UUCCUUAAAGUAGGAUAAAUUAUUGGGUUUAUGUGAUUCAAGAAGGCAGGUUCUGCCUCUUCAGUAUGCGUCUGUGUGACACUUAUGUCACCCACCGCCAGAACAAUAUCGUCCAGUGCUAUUAAGCUAUGAAAUAUGUUAUAUAUGUAUGUAUGUGUGUGUGUGUGUGUGAUAAUUGUGUUUCUUUAUGCUCUAUGUCACGAUUUCCCGUGCGCUAUUAGCCUCUAAUAGACGGCGCCGCUAUGAAGUGAAUUUUGUUUAGAAUCUGCCUGUACUAGUCUGAAAGUGUCAUUCACGCUUAUACUCGAUACUUUUCGAACGCUUGCAGAUGCUCUGAAAAUUACUCAGAAUAGGCACAAACGCUGGGGAAUCUGAGUAACCGUUCAGAGUAGGCAUAAACUCUGAGGAGUCUGAGUAGGCACUCAGAGUAGACAUAAACUCUGAGGUAUCUGAGUAGGUACCCAGAGUAAGCACAAAUUUUGAAGAAACUGAGUAGUCACUCAGGGUAAGCACAACUUUGAGAGAUCUGAGUGAUCACUUAAAGUUAGCACAAACAUGACGAAUCUGAGUAUCACUCAAGAAUAGGCACUAACUCUGAGGAAUCUGACGAUCUACAGUUGUUCUUCUAAAUGGUUUGUGUUAAAUGUGUUCUCCAGACUUAACAUAAGAAGUAACAUAGGUUCAACGGUUAGCUGAUAAAAAAAAUCCAAGAAUGAAGUCGUAUUAUUAUAAAACGCAAUAAGUCGUUUCUCAACAUGAUAAUUAUUAUUCUGACAAGUGUUACUGAUUGGUUGAAUUGAACGAGCUUCCGGCUAGGUUUAAACCAAUUGAAAAACACGCUGUUGCUCUCAAGUUUUUAGCUUUUUGUGGGCUGGUAAUUUAUGUUUCCUUAGACUUAUAUGGUUCCAUGUUUAAAUAAACUUGAUUCCUCUGAUUACAGCGGAUUAUUACAUACAUAUAUAAGCUAUUAAAGGAGUUAUAAUGUAUACAUGUUGUCUCUGUAGUGUGUAAAGAAUUACAGUACCUAUAGAACUUUUUGUUAGUGAAAAAUUCACACUGUUGUUGAAAAUGAUUAGUUUUUUACCACAAACAAAACACUCAUUCUAAAUGUUACGAGAACUGUUGCAAGUUUCAGUACUAUAAUCAAAUCACACUUUCGCCCCCUGGUGGCAUUUCUCUUGAUCUUACAACUGGUAUUGCUCUGUAUGUGAACGUUUUAGCUCGAGAAUUAAACAAGAAGGGAAGCAAAGUAUUCCCAGUCAAUAAGGAUGCUUUUACCCCUGAGUUAUGGACUGGAAGUAAUCCGUUUUCUGGAUCAGAUUCCUCCAAGACCAAGAACAGGAACGGAAUAUCAUUGCCCAGAUAAUGAAGCUCACAGCCACAGAUCUAAUGACUACCAUGAGGUAAUAUGUAAGGGUAAUCUGAAACAAAAAAAGCCCGCAGAGCUGGUUUUCCAAGAUGUCUGUGUAUCUCGUAAUGAAAAGAAAAUUCUCUGUAAUGUGAGUGGAAAGGCACGGCCUGGUGAACUGUUGUCUGUGAUGGGACCAAGUGGUUCGGGUAAAACAACACUACUGAACGCGUUAAGCGGUCGAGUGAAGAUCGACUCCGGUUUGAUUACUGUAAACGGAGCACCUCUCAGCAAGAGACAGAAAAGAAAUAUUUGCUACGUUCUUCAAGAGGAUGCUUUCUUCGCCAAUCUGACACUUCGCCAAGUUUUAAUGCACUCAGCAUUAUUACGGCUACCUGACACCAUGCCAUAUCAUGAAAAGAUGGCGCACGUGGAACAUAUCAUCGACGUUCUGGAUCUGAGGAAAUGUUUGAAUACCAUAAUUGGAGACGGGCUGAAACGAGGGCUGUCAGGAGGAGAGAAGAAAAGGGCUAGCAUUGCUUGUGAAUUACUCACAAACCCUACUACCAUGUUACUGGACGAACCAACCUCGGGCCUUGACUCUGGUACCGCCCUCUGUCUUAUGUCUACCUUGAAGUAUUAUGCAGAAAAAGAACGUAAAACAGUUGUUGUUACGGUUCAUCAGCCGUCCAGCCAGAUUUUCUACAUGUUUGAUCGUCUGCUUCUACUAGCUGAUGGUCAGGUCGCGUUCUUUGGCGCAACCCACAGAAUUGUAGAGUUUUUAAGUGACAUUGGCUUACAAAUAGCAGCACAUUACAAUCCUGCUGACUUUAUUAUUGAACAAGUGAAAAAAAACCCAGAAGUUCGGGAAAAAUUUAUAUCAGCAACCAAGAGCUUCAUAGAAAUUAAUGAAGUCUCAGCUCAAAUGGAGUUCAACUCUUUGGUCUCUGCACCAGUUCAGUCCACAAAUGAUUCAGCAGCAUCUGAGGGCAAUGAAGACUGUGAUGUACCAUCUUGGUCAGAUGCUUACAGCUCUGUGAGUGGCAGUGAAGACAGUUUUACAGGGACUUUUGAAAAGUGGCCCACAUCCUUCUGGACGCAGCUUAAAGUACUGUCUGAAAGAAAUUUUCAAGAAGCACACAGCCGUAUGCUAUCUAGACUGAAUUGGAUACAGACUAUUGGCCUAGGCAUUGUGAGUGGGCUUCUCUGGUUUCAAGUGGAAAGGACGGAAACGAAUCUAUCUGACAUUCAAGGAUGGAUGUUCUUUAGUAUGACUUAUUGGAUGCUGUUUGCAUUGUUUGGAGCACUUACUUCAUUUCCACCUGAAAGGGAAGUUAUCAACAAAGAAAGAUCAUCCGGAACUUACAGAUUAUCUGCUUAUUACUUGGCUAAAAUGAUUGGAGAAUUUCCUCUCACUGUCACUCUUCCGUCAGCAUUCCAUUUCAUCUCUUACCCAAUGUUAGGAUUGCAUGAUGGUCGGAUUUUCUUGAGUCUAUGGGGUUUCCUCCUCCUCAACACUAUUGUUGCUCAGAGUGUAGGACUAUUAGUGGGAGCUACCUGUGUUGACCUCCAAGUGUCAGUGACCGUCUCAGCAUUAUAUUCCCUGUCUACCAUGCUCUUUGGAGGUUUCUAUGCCAAGUCCAUACCUUCUUGGCUGCUGUGGUUGCGAUACCUUUCUAUAGUCCAUUAUGCUUUUAAUAAUAUGCAGAUUGUAGAAUUUGGUGGUGGUGUACCAAUAAGUUGUGCUCCUCAUUAUUCCCAGUUUGAAGCUUGUCGUCAUGGAAACAGCUCAGUAAUUCUACUCGAAGACAUCAUUGAUCAUCAAGGAAUGUGGCUCCCUCUCUGGGCUAAUACCUUAAUUUUGUUAAUAUUUUUAUGUAUGUUUAGACUUAUGGGGUAUCUUAUAUUAAGAUACAUUCGUAAGCCUAGGUAAAAGAGAAGUUCGAUGUUUGGAUGAUGAGGCUCAGAUGUACAUAGUAACGUAAUUAAUCUUUAAACAUCUUGAAAAAAAGAAGAGCAUGUGUUUAGGACAGCAGUUAUUGUUUGUUGAAGUUUUUCUUGCCAAGAGAAUUGUUAAUCGCAUAUUGUAUUGCAGGUCAUAUCAUUUGACACAAGGUGCUGGUCUAUUGGUGCCAAAGUAAAAACUGGCUUAAACUAAGAUAUAUCCUAAUUAGAUAUGGAUAUUGUGUGAUAUAUUGAUAGUCCACAUAAAAAAAAGACUAAGGAUGAGCAAUAAAUGAAUAAACGUUCGUUUUCAAAAGGAUUUUAAGUUUAUUUCGUGAUAUUAAAACUGUUGCCUUUUUGAAUUAUAUAGACUAGACUGCACAAAUCUUAAUAUAAUAUAAAAAUGUCCACUGGAUUUCUAGAGAAUCAUUAGAGUGUGUGUAAUUGAUGACUUGAAGUAAAAUUAAUUGAGUUAUUUCAAGCUCAGAUAUAACUCUCCUAAUGAAUCAUUUAUUUGACCCUGUAAUCAAAACAGUUUGCUUCCAAUUUUAUCACACUUGCUUGCAAUAAGUGACAGUUGGUCACUUGGUUUCGCUGUAUGUGGUUUAAUUGAAAUUCAAGGAAUAUGAAUUUGAUAGCACACUAUAGUAAAAAAAAAGGUUUUAGAAUUUACAUAAUUUGUUUUUGAGGAAAUGCUUGGCUUUUUCAAUGCAGAAAAUAUUAAGCAGCAUUUUAACUUAGGGAUAAAAAGUAGCAUUAGUAACUUUAUCAACAUAAACUUAAGCCUUAAAAACGAUAAGUUAAAUGUAAUCCUUAGUAACUUGUUUUGUUUUUUCAGUGUUGUUUUCUUAGUGCAAAGCUAUACGAUGAGCGAAAUGCAUGUUGUCUACCAUAGGGAAACGAACCCCCGAUUUUAGCUUUGUAAGUCCGUAAAUUUACCACUGGCCCACCGAGGGACUAUUGUUUUUAGUAUUACUUGUUGUUGUUGUUUAUUAUUAAGCACAAAGCUACACAAAGGGCUAUUUGUGCUCUGCCCACCACGGGUAUCGAAACCCGGUUUCUAGCGGUAUAAGUCCGCAGACAUACCGCUGUGCUACUGGGGGGGGGGGGGGGCUUUUAGUAUUACACAAUUUUACACUCAUCAAUUUAAAUUAGCCACUUAUCUGUUCUGCCUUAUACAAUUCUAAACGUUUUCCUAUGUUAAAUUUAGGAAGAAAAAAAUUCAAGCAAUUUCGUUACAAUAGUGAAGUUUUGAUUCAGAUGUCAGAAAGAAGACCAGCCGUCUGAUACCUUCGUAAUUUUAUUUUCUAUUUUCUAUAUGAUAUGACAUUGACACUAUUCUUAAGCUCCCCCAUUGCAUUUAGUGUAGGAGCGUUUUACAUUUAGAACAGAUGACUGAAGUUUUCCCAGUUGUCAACUCCAAUCUUUUGUAGACAUAAAACAAAUAAGUGGAUUCACCUCGGUGGCUCGAUAAUUUGUGAGUAUGGAUGAAAUAAUCUGUCCCAGUGAUCAACUCAGAGAAUAAAUGGAUGAGUGAAUUUACUCCUAUGUGUUCUACGGUUGUGUGUGGGAAUGGAUGAAAGAGUUUGUCCCAGUGAUCAACUCAGAGAAUUAAACCGAUAAGUGGAUUUACUCCGAUAUAUCCUAUGGUUGUGUGUGGGAAUGGAUGAAAGAGUUUAUCCCAGUGAUCAACUCAGAGAAUUAAACGGAUAAGUGGAUUUACUCCGAUGUGUCCUAUGGUUGUGUGUGGGAAUGGAUGAAAGAGUUUGUCCCAGUGAUCAACUCAGAGAAUUAAACCGAUAAGUGGAUUUACUCCGAUGUAUCCUAUGGUUGUGUGUGGGAAUGGAUGAAAGAGUUUGUCCCAGUGAUCAACUCAGAGAAUUAAACAGAUAAGUGGAUUUACUCCGAUGUGUCCUACGGUUGUGUGUGAGAAUGGAUGAAAGGGUUUGUCCCAGUGAUUAACUCAGAGAAUUAAACAGAUAAGUGGAUUUACUCCGAUGUGUCCUACGGUUGUGUGUGAGAAUGGAUGAAAGGGUUUGUCCCAGUGAUUAACUCAGAGAAUUAAACAGAUAAGUGGAUUUACUCCGAUGUAUCCUACGGUUGUGUGUGAGAAUGGAUGAAAGGGUUUGUCCCAGUGAUCAAACUGUAAUAGAGAGUAAAAUGAACAAAUAAAUUCAUCCAGAUUAUUCUCACAGCAUUCUGUAAGAAUGAAUGUUAAAGUAGAUUAAUGGUUCCCCACACUUCUCUAAUAAUUCGUGUUACACAAAAAUUGAAUUUCCACCAUUACACUUUCCCGUUAAAAGCGAUGUUAUCAUUAUAAUUCUUACAUAACAAUUAAGAAAAUAAUAUUCGCUUAUUUCUGGGUAUUCUGCUUUUAAAUUUAAACGAAUAGUUUGUUCCAGGACUUCAUUCAUUAGUUUAUAGGAUUGUAUAAUUUCAUCUCCUACAGAAAAGCAAGUUGGUUAAAUGAUACCCCCCCGGUUAAUUCCUCUUACAGUGAGUAAGAAUGAAUAAUUGUUUUUCUUUUCUUAAAUGAUUUCUAUAAUUAUGUGUAAAAAUUUUAUUUAUUUGUCAGUGUUUUUGUCAUGUCGGUGGUCACUUUUAAUGAUGUUUUCGUUCGUUUUAAAGAAAACAUUACUGAGUCAAUUCAACACGAUGAUUGUUUAUUAUAGAGUAAAAAAAUUAGUUUAUCCAAUUUACCACGAUGCACUAAAGGAGUAAAGAAAAAUGAUUGGAUCAUUGAGUCUAUUUACCACGGUGCUUCCUGGUACUCUAGAGUUUUUUAUUGAGUCAUUAAUCUUUUUUACUUUAUGGAGUACAGAGUAAAUUUUAUUCAGUCAAUUAACCAUGAUGCUUCCUGAUAUUGCAGAGUAAACUUUAUUGAGUCAAAUCAAAUUGAUGCUUUCUCGACUAUGAAGAAAGAUAUGACUGAUUCAUUUCAAUAUGAUGCUUACUCUGUUAUAAAGUAAAAUAGUUGAGUAUUUCAACAUGAUGCCUACUUCAGUAUGGAGUAAAGGUUACUGAGUCAGUUCACCACGACGCUUUCUCCAAAAUAUAGACCAAAACCAUUCGAGUCAAUUCACCAUGAUACUUCCAGAAUCACGUAAAAAAAUGUUUGAAUAAAUUCACGUGGAUGACAAUUUUUGCAGUAUGCAAGGAUACAUGAGAUAAAUCGUUAGUCAAUAAAUUAGUGGAGUCAGUUGGCGAAUUAUUCAGUAAGAACGUAAGGAUGCUUUUAGAUUUCUUGUAAGUCUAGUGGGUUAUAUAAUGCCACCUAGUUGACGUCUGUGAGUAGGGUACACACUUUGGUUUUCCCUUUAGCUGUACUUUAUACAUACAUAUAUAUAUAUAUAUAUAUGAAUUAUUUUCGGUGAAACCUGUUUUACUGCCGUAUGAUUGGAUGAAAGUGAAAUAUAUAUAUACAUUAAAAGCUUCAUUUUUUCUUUGUUAUGCAAAUAAUGCAAAAGCGGUCAACAGGGUAAUUAUAUAGAUAUUUGUAUAAUUUGAUGUU
Molecule: messenger RNA, 6803 nt
Organism: Limulus polyphemus (Atlantic horseshoe crab)
Lineage: Eukaryota; Metazoa; Arthropoda; Merostomata; Xiphosura; Limulidae
Product: ABC transporter G family member 14-like
Exons: 14
Coding region: 1269-3281 (670 amino acids)
Cellular component (GO): plasma membrane
Molecular function (GO): ABC-type transporter activity; ATP binding; ATP hydrolysis activity
Source: RefSeq, a predicted model, not a curated record